CGCGGCGCGCGGAGAUGAUGUAAUGGCUUUGUGCGGUGGGGGCGGCAGGUUCUGCGCUUCUCGGUGCGACUCGCUAUUCUGGGGCCGCCUCCGCCUCCGCCGCCGGGUCCCAGGUAGACCCACCCCCACCCCAGGCCCGGCUCCGCCCAGCCCGUGUGAGCCCGGAGUAGGUAAACAAAUAAAAUCUAUUUUAUGAAACUGACCCUCAAUCAAGUAUAACUCUUUGAUGCCUGGUAUCUAAAUCCCCCCCCACUAUGCCAGCAGCUACAGUAGAUCAUAGCCAAAGAAUUUGUGAAGUUUGGGCUUGUAACCUGGAUGAAGAAAUGAAGAAAAUUCGUCAAGUUAUACGGAAGUAUAAUUAUGUUGCCAUGGACACAGAGUUUCCAGGUGUAGUUGCAAGGCCUAUUGGAGAAUUCAGAAGCAAUGCGGACUAUCAGUACCAACUGCUGCGCUGUAAUGUAGACUUGCUAAAGAUAAUUCAGCUAGGACUGACAUUUAUGAAUGAGCAAGGAGAAUACCCUCCAGGAACUUCAACUUGGCAAUUUAAUUUUAAAUUUAAUUUAACGGAGGACAUGUAUGCCCAGGACUCCAUAGAACUACUAACAACAUCUGGUAUCCAGUUUAAAAAGCAUGAGGAAGAAGGAAUUGAGACUCAGUAUUUUGCAGAACUUCUUAUGACAUCGGGAGUAGUGCUGUGUGAAGGAGUCAAAUGGCUUUCCUUUCAUAGUGGUUAUGACUUUGGCUAUCUAAUCAAAAUCCUGACUAAUUCUAAUUUACCUGAAGAGGAGCUGGACUUCUUUGAGAUACUCCGGUUGUUUUUCCCCGUCAUUUAUGAUGUGAAGUAUCUCAUGAAGAGCUGCAAAAAUCUCAAGGGUGGAUUGCAAGAAGUCGCAGAGCAGUUGGAGCUGGAAAGGAUAGGACCACAGCAUCAGGCAGGAUCUGAUUCUUUACUCACGGGAAUGGCCUUUUUCAAAAUGAGAGAAGACAGAGGACCCAAAAUGAAGAGUGACCUCUUGGAAGCUGCCAUCCACGCCAAGUAUUGUUGGGAGAGGAGGGAAAGAGGAGCUCAAAGGACAAAUAGUUCUACUGGUGAUGCAGAAGAGGUGCUUGGGUCACUUCCCUCCAACCCCAUGAGCUUCCUCCUGACCACAUAGACCCCUGACUACAGAAUGCUGGGCAACAUUUCCAGCUGAACAGUCCUCCAGAGUCUGAUCAUGCAGAACAACAACAGCACAAAAGAACAGGAGAGCUCUCAUCAGGGUCACUUCCCACCAAUAGAAACAUCUGGCAGCUUCUGCCCCUGCUUGCAGACAACUUCCCAACUUUGCCUUCUGAAUUCCAUGGAUCACAGGAUAAGCAAUAUUAGACACAGGACCCAGUACAGAUUCCCAUGCUAAUUCUGGAAGGUGAACCAAAAUGCACACUUUGUUUGCUCUGUGCCCUCCUAUGCUGUUGCAUAUGCCGCAAGGAGUAUACAUUAUAUACAAAAAAAAGUUACAAUGGAAAACUGCAACCUGAUGAUCACUGAUACAGCUGCCCUAAUGAUUUCAGAAAGAAAAACUGUUUCUUCAAGGAACUUUUCUUAGGAGUUUGAGACAAUUUAAAUAGAUAUUUUCAUUUCUCUUAUUUCUUAAUUUGGGGCCACAAAUGAGAAUCUUUUUUUGGCAUUUUCAAUGUGUGUGUGUGAGACUUAUCUAUAAAACACAUAAGUGACUGAGAUGUACAUUUGCUAUCGACAGCGUUGAGGAUGUGUGUGUUGAAAUGUUUUGCUAAAAUUUUUUUUUUUAAACUGCAUAUAUGCCUGGCUAUGUCCAAGCAUGGGGGUGAGUUUAAAAGUAAGUUAGAUAGCAUUUUGUGAAAACCUGGACAUUUUCUCUAAUUCCUACUCCCUUGUGGACAGGGCAAGAGCUUGUAUACGCUCCAUGAUAUUUUCUUUACACUUAUCAAAAAAAUUCUUGCUUGCAUAGCUUUCAGUUUUAAUAAUCUGAGCUGAAGAUAUACUACAAGUGCUUUGUCAAUUCAUUAUUAUAAGGGGAAAUUUUAUUAUAUAUGACAACACAGGCAUUUUCUUUUUUGGCUUUGAAAUCAGGUAUAUCUUCUGGUUCAACGUUUGAAAAUUGACACAAGUUAUUACAGGGGCCAUAGCCCCCAGAUUCCUAUGGAUAUAGUGCUAGGAACACAGCCUGGUGUGUUGAAGUUAAAUACAGACACUUGUUUCGAAUGUUUGUGGAUGCACCCAACGUAUUUGUAUCCCUUCGGUUGCAAAACCCCCCAACAAAAUGAAAGAUUUAAGAGAAAGAGUGACUUAUUACCUAUAUUAGAUUAACAACUAAGCUAUCUGAAGAAAAAUGAUACAAAGUUUCAGAGUCGGCAACCCCCAGAUUUCUAUUAUUAUGGUGGUAGGACAAUAUCUUGAUUUAAUGAAAUUAAACCAAAAGAGAUAGCUGUCUAGAAUUUGUGACUGCAGCCAAACAAGUGAUUUUAUCAUGUUGGUUAUGGAAACAAAUACCAUUGCUCCACUGUAUUUUCUUACCUUUUGCUCCCUCUUUUUAAAAAAUAUUAAUAUAAGGAGGUAUGUCCUCUUAACAACUGUUUAUCUUUAAAUAAAAAACACUAUUUGCUUUCCAACAAAAAUGUGUAACAUAUAAUUUAGAUCACAGAUUAUUAAAAGGUAUAAUUAUAAGUA
Messenger RNA from Chelonia mydas (Green sea turtle), 2686 nucleotides. It is a transcript of the gene CNOT7, whose product is annotated as CCR4-NOT transcription complex subunit 7. Bases 255 to 1154 code for a protein of 299 amino acids. The record is from RefSeq and is a predicted model, not a curated record. The transcript has 7 exons. Gene Ontology annotation, molecular function: poly(A)-specific ribonuclease activity; nucleic acid binding. Gene Ontology annotation, cellular component: CCR4-NOT complex; CCR4-NOT core complex; P-body. NCBI's taxonomy places the organism in Eukaryota, Metazoa, Chordata, Testudines, Cheloniidae.